UUCCCGACUCGCACGAUGGACUGCACGCACCGUGUGACUUUGUUUUCAUAACCUCAAAUUUCCGUUUGUUUUUGUGCGUCAGCACCCCUAUAAACUUAUUUCCCACUUUAAAACCGCAAAAAUGGUGAAAGAAUCGAGCAGAGAAGGCAGUUUGAAAAAGAAACGAAAAACCGCCGCCGCCGCCGACAGCGAAACGGACGUAGAUAUUUACAAAAAAUCGAUCGAAUUCGAAGAAAAGGAAGCCCUCGCCCGCCCCAACGAUGCCGACGCACAAAUCUACUUCAACACCUGCAAGGAAAUCCGCCAAUUAUUCGGCGAAAUAAGCGAACUGAAGACGAAAAACAACCCCGACAACAAGAUGAAGAUAAUGGAAAAAACCACGGACGUGUGCUUGUUGCUCGUUCUGUUGAAAAAAUUGAACCGAAUGGAAAAAGUGAGGUUAGUUUUCCCGAAGGAACAACUCGCGACGGAGAAACAAAAAGUCGAUAGUAUUAAUUUGCAAUACCAGAACUUGUUGUACGAAGCCAACCACUUAAUUUCGGAGUACAGGAAGUGCUUCCAAUUUAAAUCCAAAGACGAACACAUUGAGUUAGUGCCCGUGGACGAGUUCCUCCUGGAAGCCCCUGAAAACCUCACGAAAAAAUUCUUCAAAUUUGACGAAAACGACGAAAUGAUGAAGCACGAACUGCGACUAGCGCGCCUGGAGUGGGAGCUCCAACAACGCAUCCACCUCGCCGACAUGUGCAAAAAGCUUGAAGAAGAGAAGAAAAAACUAGAAGCUGAUAUAACCGAACGCAAAAACAAGUUGGAUAAAUUGGGGCCCUUGUUGGCUACGGUUAUGGAGGCGACCAAGCCGGUCCAGGAGCACCUAGGGCUCCACAUUGACAAGACCCUAGCUGAGCAUAAACUGGCGUCUUUGUUGCCCAACUCUUUGUACUUAUUUUACGCCAAUAUUGACGCCUACAGGCAGGUUAAUGAUAAGAGUAUGAACGUGGAGAUCGUGGGGGACCAGGAUGAGGCCAUUCAAUGGAAGGAAGUGGAGUUGAACGAGCCCGUUGUUGAGGAAGACGACUUGUCGGACGCUGAACAGGAAGCAGAGGCACAAGAGAGCGAGGAAAUCGUCGAGACGAAGAAAAGGCGGCACAGGAAGUCGGUGCAUGUGGAUCCGCUGGAGGAGAGGAAGCGGAAACUCCUGCAGGUGCACCCGUUGUCGAUCGAGGUCACCGUGAGUGUGAAAGACGGGCCUUCGAUUAAAAUCAAGUUUAGUUAUUAUGUGAAGUUGGAGAUUGUGACGGUUUCGGCGACCGUGGAUAUUCCUAGUAAUAUUACAGGUAACGCCGCACGAGAAGUCCUUUCCAACGAAAACGUCCUAAUCGAACUUGUGGAAGGCGACUUCGGUCUAGAAAGCCCCAAUCCUUGCACUUCCUACCAGCUAAAACGGGUCGGGUUGGGUUCGUUCCAGUCUCUAGUCCCAGAGUUAGGUUACGUAUACGGGUGGGCCCAGAAAGUCUGCGGCAUAGACUACCUCAACAAACAAACCAACAAGUUCGUUACUAAGCAAACAGCCGACCACAUGAGCCAAACCAACGUCGAACUGGUGAUGAAAACGGUCAAAAAGCGGCUAAAAUCGCGAUAUGCUUUGGCCAAACAGUUGGAAGAUUUAGAAAGAAACGUCAUUCCGACGUUACCAGCCACCGUGGAUCUUCCACGCACGACAAUUUCCUCUUUAACUAAGUGGAGUUCAUCCACGUAUCAGGAUUUCUGUCAAGCCAAAUUUACAGAGUCGUUGCUUGAAACGGACCUCAUUUUUCCCAACGACAUUUUUUACCUAGCAACCGUGACACGUGACAGCGCCAACCUGCAAGCUUUUGUAGUUAUUAAAAACGACUACCCGGUGGCGCCACCUAUAUUUUCGUUGUCAUUGAACUACAAGGGGGCCAAAAAUUCACAGAACGACGACAACAUUAGGGAUAUGGAGCGGGCGAUUAAUGUCGAUUGGAACCACGAAUUUUCCAACGCCAAUUGGUUAUUGUCGGCGCAAAUUACGUCAUUGUGCGUUUGUUUGGAUAUUUAUUUGGAAACGGACGACCCGUCGACGUUUCAGCAAAACACCAUGUAUAUAAAAUCAUCGUGCGGACGCAACAGAAGGAAGCCGUUCAAGUUCAGGAACAUCGGAGUGGGCGUCUACACUCAAUAAUCAUAUAGUUUUUAUAAAACAUCAUUUUAAUAAAAAUUUUCAAGUUUCGGAAA
Messenger RNA from Zophobas morio, 2250 nucleotides. It is a transcript of the gene thoc5, whose product is annotated as THO complex subunit 5 homolog. The transcript has 10 exons. Gene Ontology annotation, molecular function: mRNA binding. Lineage: Eukaryota; Metazoa; Arthropoda; Insecta; Coleoptera; Tenebrionidae. Gene Ontology annotation, biological process: positive regulation of DNA-templated transcription, elongation; mRNA export from nucleus. The record is from RefSeq and is a predicted model, not a curated record. Gene Ontology annotation, cellular component: THO complex part of transcription export complex. Bases 122 to 2197 code for a protein of 691 amino acids.